AUGGAGCGAGGGAGGGAACGGGCAAGGGAGCGAGGGAGGGAACGGGCAAGGGAGGGAGGGGUGAAGCGGGCAAGGGAGGGAGGGAACGGGCAAGGGAGGGGUCGCGAGGGAGGGAACGGGCAAGGGAGGGGGGGGAGAGCCGGCAAGGGAGCGAGGGAGGGAAAGGGCAAGGGAGGGGUGGGGGAGCCGUCAAGGGAGCGAGGGAGGGAACGGGCAAGGGAGGCUGGGGGAGCCGGCAAGGGAGGGAGGGAACGGGCAAGGGAGGGGGGGGUGAAGCCGGCAAGGGAGCGAGGGAGGGAACGGGCAAGGGGGGGGGGGGGGGGGGGGACGGGCAAGGAAGCAAGGGAGGGUACGGGCGAGCGAGCGAGGGAGGGAACGGGCAAGGGAGCGAGGAGGGAACGAGCAAGGGAGCGAGGGAGGGAACGGGCAAGGGAGGGAGGGAGGGAACGGGCGAGAGAGGAAACGGGCAAGGGAGGGAGAGAACGGGCAAGGGAGCGAGGGACGGAGCGGGCAAGGGAGCUAGGGAUCGCGGGAGGGAACGGGCAAGGGAGCGAAAAAGGGAACGGGGAAGGGAGGGAGGGAGGGAACGGGCAAGGGAGCGAGGGAGGAAACGGGCAAGGGAGGGAGGGAAAGGGCAAGGGAGCGAGGGAGGGAGCGGGCAAGGGAGCGAGGGACGGAACGGGCAAGGGAGCGAGGGACGGAGCGGGCAAGGAAGCUAGGGAUCGCGGGAAGGAACGGGCAAGGGAGCGAGGGAGGGAACGGGCAAGGGAGCGAGGGACGGAACGGGCAAGGGAGGGAGGGAAAGAACGGGCAAGGGAGCGAGGGAGGGAGCGGGCAAGGAAGCUAGGGACGGAACGGGCAAGGAAGCUAGGGAUCGCGGGAGGGAACGGGCAAGGGAGGGUGGGAAGGAACGGGCAAGGGAGCGAGGGAGGGAGCGGGCAAGGGAGCGAGGGACGGAACGGGCAAGGGAGCGAGGGACGGAACGGGCAAGGGAGCGAGGGACGGAGCGGGCAAGGAAGCUAG
This is a messenger RNA of Haliotis rufescens (red abalone), 1023 nucleotides long. RefSeq names its product octapeptide-repeat protein T2-like. The coding region runs from base 1 to 1023 and encodes 340 amino acids. The record is from RefSeq and is a predicted model, not a curated record. NCBI's taxonomy places the organism in Eukaryota, Metazoa, Mollusca, Gastropoda, Lepetellida, Haliotidae. The transcript is spliced from 2 exons.